Molecule: messenger RNA, 1041 nt
Organism: Gossypium raimondii (Peruvian cotton)
Lineage: Eukaryota; Viridiplantae; Streptophyta; Magnoliopsida; Malvales; Malvaceae
Product: U1 small nuclear ribonucleoprotein A
Exons: 5
Coding region: 113-844 (243 amino acids)
Biological process (GO): mRNA splicing, via spliceosome
Cellular component (GO): U1 snRNP
Molecular function (GO): U1 snRNA binding
Source: RefSeq, a predicted model, not a curated record
ACCGAUUAGGUCAGUUUGACCCUAAAAGAAAACCCGAGUUAAACCCCCGUUUUGCUCGUCUCACUCAUUCAUUGCUGCUUGUUUGUGGUUAGAGCUUGAGCCUGGGGGAAACAUGGCGGAGAUUAGUCAGGAUGAAGAAAUUCCUCCCAAUAUGACAUUAUACAUCAACAAUCUCAACGAGAAGAUCAAAAUCGACCAGUUGAAGAAAUCGUUGCACGCUGUCUUUUCACAAUUUGGGAAGAUAUUGGAUGUGUUAGCAUUUAAAACUCUGAAACAUAAAGGUCAAGCUUGGGUUAUUUUCGAGGAUGUUAACUCCGCUACCAAUGCUCUUAGGCGAAUGCAGGGCUUUCCUUUUUACGACAAGGAAAUGAGAAUACAAUAUGCAAAGACUAAAUCUGACAUAAUAGCAAAAGCAGAUGGCACUUUUGUCCCCCGAGAGAAGCGAAAGAGGCAUGACGAAAAGGGAGGGAAAAAACGGAAAGAACAACUUGAUCCUAAUCAAGCUGCAGCAGGUUUGAAUCCAUCUUAUGCGGGUGCUUACGGUGCAACACCUCCUCUAUCACAAAUACCCUACCUGGGUGCUAGACCUAUAGUCCCAGAAGCACCUGCACCACCAAAUAACAUUCUAUUUGUUCAGAAUCUUCCUCAUGAUGCAACUGCGAUGAUGCUGCAAAUGCUCUUCAACCAAUACCCUGGUUUGAAGGACGUUCGAAUGGUGGAAGCAAAACCAGGUAUUGCCUUUGUGGAGUAUGAAAACGAGAUGCAAUCAACAGUUGCAAUGCAGGCACUACAAGGUUUCAAGAUACAGCAAAACCAGAUGCUGAUUACUUAUGCAAAGAAGUAGAUUGAAAGACCAAAAGAGUUCUUUCCCGUUCCUACCCACACGGCAACUAGACCUUGUGUGUGGGUGGUAGAUUAGCUGAAAUCAAAUCUAAUAGCUGUUUUGUGAUAUAUUCUUUUUUAACUAGAUCUUCAGAGCUGUGUUGUAGAUUAUAGUCCAAAUGUUUAUUGAUGCUUUUCUAUUUAUUAACUGUUAGUUCA